This is a messenger RNA of Limanda limanda (common dab), 2302 nucleotides long. It is a transcript of the gene trim54, whose product is annotated as tripartite motif containing 54. The transcript has 8 exons. Gene Ontology annotation, molecular function: zinc ion binding. Lineage: Eukaryota; Metazoa; Chordata; Actinopteri; Pleuronectiformes; Pleuronectidae. Bases 178 to 1275 code for a protein of 365 amino acids. The record is from RefSeq and is a predicted model, not a curated record.
UCAACUUUUUACGGAGCAGAUCGCAGGAGAAGUGAAGACGGAUGAGCACCGAGCUGCGUGAGGCCUGAACCCGAGAAGACCGAGCUGGAAUCUCCUCCACCUUGUGUUUCUGGAAGCUUCCACUCGUUAUCCUCUCCUGUCUCCUCCGAUCCGUCGCUCUCUGCCCCCCCGGAGGCGAUGACCUUUGCCCCCGGCUUCAGGCCCCCCUCAGCAGGCCGCUCCGGGCCCGGUGCCGGAGGAGGAGCCACCAUGGAGAACCUGGAGAAGCAGCUGAUCUGCCCCGUGUGCCUGGAGAUGUUCUCCAAGCCCGUGGUCAUCCUGCCCUGCCAGCACAACCUCUGCCGCAAGUGCGCCAACGACAUCUUCCACUCAGCUAACCCUCUGUGGCAGAGCCGCGGCUCCUCCAGCAUCGCGGCCAGCGGCGGCCGCUUCCGCUGUCCCUCAUGUCGCCACGAGGUGGCGCUGGACCGGCACGGCGUGUUCGGCCUGCAGAGGAACCUGCUGGUGGAGAACAUCAUCGACAUCUACAGGCAGCAGGAGUCCUCCAGGCUUGUAAACAUGAAGCCCGAGCAGCAGCAGCAGCUGAUGUGUGACGACCACGAAGAGGAGAAGAUCAACAUCUACUGUCUGUCGUGUCAGACGCCGACCUGCUCCAUGUGCAAAGUGUUCGGGCGACACAAAGACUGCGAGGUGGCUCCGCUCGGCAGCGUCUACGUGAGGCAGAAGACGGAGCUCAGCGACGCCAUCGCCAUCCUGGUCGCCAGCAACGACAACAUCCAGGCGGCCAUCUCUCAGCUGGAGGAAAUAUGUCGCACUGUGGAGGAUGGCGGCCGGCGGCAGAGAGAGCAGCUCGCCGCCCACUUCGCCGGCCUGGUGUGCGUCCUGGAGGAGCGGAAGCAGGAGCUGGUCGGUCGCAUCUCCAGAGAACAGGACGAGAAGCUGAAGCACCUGCGAGGCCUCAUCCGUCGGCACGGCGACCACCAGGAGGCCGCGGUGACGCUGGUGGAGUCGGGGAUUCAGUCCAUGGACGAGCCGCACAUGCCUCUGUUCAUACAGAGCGCCACCGUCCUCCUGGAGAAAAUGGCGGUGACGGCGAGGGCUUCGACCCUGGAGCGUCCGGAGCUCGGCUUCGAGAGCAUGAGCCACUUCUCCAUCGACACCGACAACCUGACGGACAUGUUACAGAACAUGGACUUCUGCUCUGGUGUGGGAGAUGAAGAGGAUUCUGAAGACGUGAGAGAAGAAUCAGAACCUGACUUUGGCUGCAGAUACUGAGACCUUCAUGCCUUAAGGGGACAGAGAGAGUUCAGUCUCCUCAUGAAAACCACAUUUAAAUUCACUAGAUCCACUUUUUCAUUUGGAUCAUCACUAAUUUACACAAACUCAUAAACAUCACUUCCAUAAAUAUGAUUUUUUUUGUAUUGUUCUGUAAUAAAACAACAGAACUAUUGCAGAUCUCUUGAUGUUACAAAGAGUGAAGAAAGAUCCAAAUCUUCAUUCGUUCACCGCUGACUUCUUCUUCAGUUGUCAGUGCAUGUUCAUGAUUUUUGGGGGCGGAGCUUGGACAGAAGGGGAGGGGAUUUGUUUUUCCAGGAUUACCAACCCGAGUUUAAAGGAUCCCUUUGUAUCAGCUGUGGAAGAAUAAAUUGCUUCACAAGAUUUUAAAAAGCUCAAAUCUCUCAGUGAACAUCUUGGAGACUUGACGUCUCCAACAACUGAAACAGUGCAAAUGUGUCAGAGCCUGUUUAUAGAUGUUCUGAUGAAUUGUAAUAUUUGAGUGGACGUGUGAAAUCAUCACUCAACCAGGCCGCUUACGUAAAGUGAGCAGAGAGGGAAGGAUUCCCCUCGUCCACUCGGGAGAGGAGACGGCAUCAGUGUGUUCAUGCUGAGUCAACAACAACAACAACAACAGCAACAACAACAUUCCUCCUCCGAGCAGGGACAUGAGGCCUGGGAGAGUCACUGGUGAUUAUUGCGUCGUGGGACGAUGACAAUGAUCUCAUCUUCUUCGUCCUUUGUUCCUCGCUGCAGGUCCCUGCUGCUGCGGUGCUGAGGAAACCAGACGGAGACCGAGGUUCAUCACAAUCCUCCAGGAAAUGAAUCCACACAACAUCUAUCAAUCCAUCAGGCAAAUUCUAUUUGUGCAGAAGUCAUAUUCACAGUCUCAAUUCGGGGGAUUCAACUUUGAGUAUAAGUAUAAAUGAGGAGGUAUAUUGUACAUAUAUAUCCAACGACUGAGCACGAGGUCUCCUGGGAAGAAGUCGAGUCAGUCACAUGCAUUGAUGAGAUGUUAGAGUGAUGA